AAUGUAUUUUUUUCUAACAAAUAAAGUAAUUUAGUCAAUGCCUCAGGUGAUUUCACAAUUUGUGGCGCUCCACAAGGGCAGGUUUAAAAUAUAUAAAAGGCACAUUGACAGCAUCUUUGCUUCAUUUGCAGCCAUGGAUGUUAACAUUGCUCUUGGACUGCUUGCUGCACUGGUUGUUCUCACCUCACAGCCGUAUAAUACAGAAGGUAGAAAUAUUAUUUGCCGCAAAGAUCUGCGCAAGCUUCAGAAGCGCUCAGGUGAGGAUGUUGUUCUUCUAGAAGGUUAUGAAGUUACACCAAAGGAUGAGGAGCGAGACGGUGACUGUGUGGAAUAUGAGGCGGCCAGUCCUUUUCCCACCUCUGCUGCACAAACAACCACAAUGAAUAAAGUACCAAACACGGUUAAGCCAGUGCCGACCCCCCAAAAACCGUCCAAAAACCAGUGCUGGGUGUACUAUGGUAAACCUGUGAAGCUGUAUCUACACAUGAGGAAGCUGCCCACACUUCGCAGUUCUCAAGGGAAUGGGGUGGUCUCUGGACCUUAUACAGGGGGAGUAAACAGUUUUGUUAAUAGCCAACCUAGGGUGGUGUGUGGGAAAGUGCAAAUUACAAUGAGAAUUUUCCCUAAAGGACUUCAGGAUUACUCUAAUGGCAACCAGGGAAAGCAAAAUAAUAAAGGGCCAGGGGUGGUUAAGCCAGUAAUGGGCAGGCCUGCGAUGGCUAUGCAGGUGUCCAAAAGUGGAAGUUCCUCGUUUUACAACUUUCUCAGAUCUUAUCAGGGAGUGUUGGCCACUCAGAGGACCGAGGGAAGUUCAGUUUCUUCUCGCUGUGUUUAA
Messenger RNA from Onychostoma macrolepis, 835 nucleotides. RefSeq lists its product as uncharacterized. The transcript is spliced from 3 exons. The record is from RefSeq and is a predicted model, not a curated record. The coding region runs from base 38 to 835 and encodes 265 amino acids. NCBI's taxonomy places the organism in Eukaryota, Metazoa, Chordata, Actinopteri, Cypriniformes, Cyprinidae.